Messenger RNA from Bacillus rossius redtenbacheri, 13365 nucleotides. RefSeq lists its product as uncharacterized. NCBI's taxonomy places the organism in Eukaryota, Metazoa, Arthropoda, Insecta, Phasmatodea, Bacillidae. The transcript is spliced from 7 exons. The coding region runs from base 167 to 1333 and encodes 388 amino acids. The record is from RefSeq and is a predicted model, not a curated record.
GGCGCAUGUCCAUAAAACUGCAUUAAAUAAAGUUAUGGUUUCAGCCGAACCUUAGAUUUCCACUGCGGUAUCAGGCGUAACUAACGCUGUACCCUGCUUAAUUGUUGUGACCUCUUCUUCGAUAUAUCUACCAUCUAUAGUUUACAAAUGUUUUGAAAAUUUGAGAAUGGCUAUUUUUGAAUUAAAUUCGGUGGGAUUUAUAUUCAAAAUCAAGAAAACUGUUUUAAAAUAUCUAGGCAAUAUUAAUUUGCUGUGGCAUCAUCAUGUCGGGAACCCAUUCCUGUACGCUGCAAACUAUUUUGGCAGUAUCAAUAUAGUUUCAUGGAUAUUUAUCGCAUGCCUAUUCUGGUCUGUUAUUUAUACCUUAUACGGAAAAGUGAUAAGGGCUAUUUUGAAACGGAUGGGUUUGUCAAAGCAAGAUCGAAGUCACAUCGUUGACGCAGCAUGGAGUAUUGGUUUCCAUUUUGGCAGCUUGCCCCUGAGCAUGGCAAAGAUUAUUCCAGUCCACAGCACGCUUGCGGGCGAAGGAAACACAGACCUCAAGGAAGGCGAGUUCUUAUCAGGAGUUCUGUUCUACAGCGAUGACGUGAUUCCAUCCCACGCUGUGGUUGCGUUUGUCAUCUUGUGUGGCUAUCACGCACACAAGGUUUUCUUCAUGCACAAAAAGUCACCAUAUCAUGCUGAAUUUUUUUCUGAUGUCCUUUUCCUCGUGGUUUUUAUAAGCACCUAUUUUCUCAGGCGGUUCCACGUAGGCCUGAUUGUAAUGCUUGCAAUUAGCGUGCCUGCAAUAUUGGCAAACAUGACAAGGAUACUCAUCACGUUAGGAAAAAAACGUUCAGUCCCAGUUGUUAAGUUUGUCCAGUAUUUGAUAUUCACUCUACAUUGCUUUGCAUGGGCAGGAUUAUUCCUAGUCAUGUUCCCCAAGUAUCUUCUGUGGAUGACGUGCAGUAGCAAGGUUGCAAAUAAGGACAUACCUGUUCUGAUAGUAUUGAAUGCCUCGCUGUGGGUGUUCUAUUGUUUCCAGAUAUUGUUUUCGCCUGCCAGCAAGGUGCUGAAGUGCCUGGUGCUGCCGCCCGACGAGGACAGCUUCCCGCAGGACUGGAUCGAGCGGGCGCUGCUCCCGCCGCCCAGCGACCUGGCCAGGCAGCUGCGGCUGAUACGGGAGGCGGCACGCGGCAACUCUCGGCUCUCGGGCCGCACCGUGCCACAGUGUCACCAUUCUUCAACCGCGUCUUUGUACCAGGCCAUCAGAUGUGUCAUGACACUACAAAGGAAGAUUCGCCGAAAUCGUGAAAGGAAGGAACAAAAGGGGAAUGCGACUCCUUCAGAGUAGUCACUGUUGCAUUUGUUUUUGACAAUAGCUUCUUUUUAUUAAAGUAUAAAUUGUACGAUCUCACAUACCAUGCUUACGCAGAAUAUUUUUUGAUAUUCAAUUUAGUAAGUAGAAUUGGCUUCAUGUAAUUCCUCUUUAUUUAUUUAUUUAUUUAUUUAUAAAUAAUACUUAAAUCUUUAAAAUAUCAAUCUUGAAGUUUUUUUUGUUUGUUUUUGUAUUUUCUAGUUAUUAACAUCUUGUCAAAAUAUAUAUGUUUAAAUUCUUGAAAUCAUUUAAAAGCAUGUCUUUGAAGACUUAAGCUGGAGGUACUUUGCUUUGUGUGAUCUGCCAACUUGGCCAAUAACAUGCAUGGUUUAUGAAAUGGUAUUUAACCAACUUGCUAUGUACAGAUGCAUAUGUUUUAGUUCUUUUUGAAGCUUUUUAAAUGUUAGAAAUGUGAUGAAUUAACAUAUUUUUUUUUACUUGUUGAUUUGCAAUUAGUACUACUAGUUUCCCGUAAUAGGUAAUAUUGAGUCUUGAGUUGGCAGGGGAAAGCUGCUCUUUUAUGCUUAUAACAGCCCUGGGGCACCGUGAGGCACUCCUCCCUCCUCUCUCUUCCCGGGAAACUUAACUUGCUUUAUAUCCGCAAUAAACAAUUCAAAUUGUGCGUGCUGUACGCACCGCUCACUUCAUUCGCCGGAACUCACGCUCAGGUUGUUUUCAGAAAUGAGAUUGUACAUCACAGUUCGUAAGUUUGCACUGUUACUCAACUAACAGCCCGUGCAUUCAGCAGACGUAAACAUGUAAAUCAGCUGAUUUGGGUACAUGGCCUGGAGCCUGUGCAUUCAGCAGACGUAAACAUGUAAAUCAGCUGAUUUGGGUACAUGGCUUGGAGCCUCCAAAAACUGUGAUCUCUGAUCAGCUGAUUACAUGCGCCUGAACCAAAUAUCUUAAUAUGACAAUAUGGGGGAAACUUGGACCAAUUAGCAUUGGUGAAGUGCGAGACACGUUACUGCAUUGCUUUCUGGCUAUUUUCCACUCCACGCCGCUAGAUGCCACUACUAUACUAGUCUCGUGUACUUUAAAGAAAAGUAGUGACACUCCAUGCCACCAGGUUCGCUGACAUUACUUGUCUCGCGUUUUCGUUACCAGUUUCAUAUAUUGUCCUGUAACAAUAUUUGGCUGAGCGCACAGGCUGUUAAGUAGGAGUGCCAACCUACGAGCACGCAAAUGUCGGUUGCUUUGUUUUAAUUGUGUCGCUUUGUGUUUUCUUUAAAACUCAGUCGCAAAAUGGAAAUAUAUAUAUAUUUUUAAAUAAGCAAGUCAAUAGUUUAAGUGAGAGUGAUCAACCAUCAACACGUGGCGGGGGAGCAAAAAAACGGAAAUAUCGCAAAACGAUGAUAGCUAUUUGGACCUAGGCUUUACUUCAGUUGAAGUAAACAAUGAAGAAAGACCACAGUGUGUGCUUUUUUUGAAUUUAUAGUGCCCGAGAGUAUGCUCCCAAGUACCGUGUUUUCUCGCAUAAUCGCCGCACAUUUUAUUCUAAAAUCAAGUUUGAAAAGUAGGGGUGCAACGAUUAUGUGGAAAAAAAAAAUUUCGGUUAGAUAAAGUAUUCAUAAAAACAAAACCCAUUCAUGGAAAGUACGUUUAUUUACAAAGUGAAGUAUAAAAGAGUACGCCAAACAAUUUAAUUAAGUCAUGCAACAAAAACCUUUCUUCAACUUUAAAUAGAAAAACAAACUUUAAAUAGAAAAAAAUCUGUGAUCCAAAUGCAAGCCGAAUGAACGCGUAACUACCGUAGUAAACCCGAGUGAGCGGGAUAUCAAAUGUAGUUAACUCGGUUCAGCAUAGAGAGCGUGUUGCAUGUAAUCUGCGAGAUAUCGAUAUUCGACUACGUGUGCACGCUCUAUAUGGGAAGCAAUAUAACCAAACAGUAAUGAUUGCAACGAGCGCUGGCUACAUUUUUAUAAGCGGUACACCGCGGCGACUCAGACGAUCAUAUAAAGGUUAUAACGUUUAAAAAGUCUUUAAAAUUUAAUUUUCGCGUCGGACAGCUUCAUAUUACCGUUUUUUAAUAAGUACGCGGUAAUUUCUGAAUAAAUAUUAUAUUUAUACUUUUAAAUACAUCAUUUUAUACGGAAGAGAUACCUACAAUCGGCGAGAUAUCGAUUUUCGACUGUGUGCGCACUUUAUACGGGAAGCAACAAUACCAAACAGUAACGAUUGCAACGAGCGCUGGCUACAUUUUUGUAAGCGGUACACUGCGGCGACGCAGACAAACAAUGAAGAUUAUAACGUUUAAAAAGUCUUUAAAAGAAAAUUUACACAUCAGACAGCUUCGUAUUUCCAUUAUUUAAAUAAGUACGCGGUAAUUUCUGAAUAAAUAUUAUAUUUAUACUUUAAAAUACAUUGUUUUAUACAGAAAAGAUACCUACACAAAGUGCUCGGCGUCUAAUAGCGGGACCAAAAACAUCAUGCAACAUUUACGCGAGAGGUUUUUUUUUUUUAAUCCAAAUUUUGACGCCCUAAAAUAUGGGUGCGACGAUUACGCGCAUGCGACGAUUAUGCGAUAAAAGAGGGUAAGCUAAAGCAACAUCUCAAGACCAAGCACCCUACCAUGGAUGAAAAAUCUUUCGAAUUUUUAAAUAAGAGUUGUAAGAUUUACAUAAACAAAAAAAAAGUGUUCACUCAACAAGCCUCAGUACCUAGCAAUGCACUGCUAGCAUCUCAAGCUGCCAUACAGGGCAGCAAAGUGCAAAAAACCUCACACCAUCGCAAAAGAGCUUAUUCUACUAGCUGCUCUGGACAUGGUUUAUAUUAUAUUAUGGUGGGAAAAUCGGCGGGACAACUACAGGGUUCAUACACGUCCUGGAAAACCUGGAAUUUCAAAAAAACGUUUCCAGUACUGGAAAUGUCCUUGAAUUCGCAAAUAAUUGUAAAUUGUCCUGGAAAUUUUAUCGGUAUCCUUGAAAUUUUAUUUAGCACACUCUGUGUUACAGUAAAACACUUGAUUAAAUAACUUAAGUUUCCUUUAACUGAAGUAAAUUCUCCGUCCGUGCAGCAUGUAUUGUAAACAAACAUAAAUUCAUAGAUAACAUGUCGUGAAGUAGACAUUCAUCUAUAAACUAAAAAGGCGUAAUAGACGAACUUGCACUUUAAAGCUGUUUUUUUUUUCAUUUCAGUGUUUUCACCAAUGUGAUUUUUUUUGUGGAUUCCCAAAGUUAAUGAUCAAAAUUAAUAUGAACAUUAUAUAUUAAUACAGAGAUACUAGUAAAAACAUUUUUAAAGCCAUUAAAAUAAGGAUAUUAUUAUUUACUUAUAGUCAGAUCUGUACAUAAUUCUAACUUUUAUAUUAAUUUGUCAGUAAUACUCUUAGGAAAAAAAUCACAGUUUCCUUCUUGUCACAAAUCAUAAAAAUAUAUUUACAGCUGCAAAGCUUUCAAGUUGAUAUUUUCCUUUGGGUGGAGGAUGUUGUUGUUUCAGAAUGGGCUAUUGCUAUUUGGCCACAAGUUACAGAAUUUGUCGAUUCUUACAAAGGUAAACCCAAAUCUGCUCUGUGUACCAAGUCUUUACAGACUGUUAAGAAGGCUACUAAAGAUCCACUGAUGGUUGCCAAAUUGUCUUUUUUUUCCUUUAUUGGAAGUCAGAUACAACCAUACCUCAAGUGCUACCAGACUGAUUCUCCCAUGAUUCCUUUCCAAGCUUCUGACACAAUAGAAUUGUUGUAUGGACUAAUGUCAUUAUUCAUAAAGAAGGAAAUUUUGGAUAAGGCAAACGAUGAUGUAGAUUUGUGUGCACUUGAUCCUAAUAGCAAGGAUACCACAGUGUUUACGAAGAGUAUUGAAACUGGUUUUGCAACAAGAAAACAACUGAUUAUGUGUGUUACACAAAAGAAAGUCACAGACAAGGAUGUUUUAGUGUUCAAAUCUGAAUGUCUACAGUUAUUGAAAGUAUUGGUUAAAAGAAUUCAAGAUAAAAAUCCAUUGAAAUAUCCUAUAGUGAGAUUUUCCAGGUGUCUUGACCCUAGAACUCUACUAUGCAAUGAAACUGAAACCACUGAAACAUUUAAAAUGUUGCUUCAGCAGAUUGAAAAUAGAAAACUGAUCAGUACAGGUGUGUGUGAUGCAACUUUACUACAGUUCAAGUUGUUCCUCACAGAAGUGUCACCAGAUCCUUCACAGUUUACAAACUUUCAUAGAAAUACUCAAAAGUUAGAUUAUUUUUUUGUAAAUAUUUCCUGGACAACAAACAGUAUGCAGAUUUGUGGAAAGUAUUUAAACUUAUUUUGACUCUGUCUCAUGGCCAAGCAUCUGUAGAACAUGGUUUUUCUGUCAACAGAGAAAUGCUUGUGGAAAAUUUAACAGAAAAAACUCUCUAGUAACAAUUAGGAUUGUGUACGAUGAAUUUAAAGAUAAAAAAGUGAUGUUAUUUUCUGUAAAGAACUGUUGGCAAAUGCUAGAUGAUUAAGAAUGCGCUAUCAGCACUUCAUGGAUGAACAGAAGAAACAAACAUCUAGAGAGGAAAGUAGUAGAAAGAGGUCACACAUGUUAGAAACUGUCCAAGAACUGAAGAAGAAGAAGCUGCAGAUUGAGAAAUCAAUUGAUUCAAUGAAUAAAGAAGCUGAUUCAAUGGCAUUACUUACUGAGAAAAGAAAUGAUUUCACUCUACUUUCAAAGUUCAACACAUACAGGAAAAAAUCAUGUGAAUCGGCAGCCGAAGUCGCAAAGUUAAGUGAAGAGAUUGAAAAACUGUCUAAAAACUGUUAAAAAAGGUAAUAAUUGUUUUGUUGUAGUUUAGAAUCCUGGAAAAAUAUUGAAAAACAGCAUUUUUAUUAUUAUUAGUGUUUAUCUUUGAAUUAAGUGCUUGCCAUUUUAUUGAUUACAACAUAGUAUCAAAUAACAAUUGUUAUGUUUGAAAAUCUGUGAAAUGUCCUGGGAAUGUCCUAGAAAUUUUUUUUUCAAUUUGUGUAUGAACCCUGAACUAUUUUUGAAGGUACCUUUAUCUAACGACACUAUUAUUCGAAGAAUCCAUCAUACAGCUGAGGAUCUUAAUGAUAAAUUAUUAGAGCAAAUAAAUGGCAAUGAAUUUUGGUCUACAACUUGAUGAGACGACUGACAGUAAUGAAGAUGCACACCUUAUUUGUUACGUAUACUUUCUGGAUGAUAAAAUUAUUGUUGAAGACCUUCUGUUCUACAAAAGUAUCAUUGAAAGAGCAAAGGCUAAAGACUUGUUUGAAAUUCUUGACAAUGAUUUGGAUCGGGAAAAGUGUAUCAGUGUAUGUACUGAUGGUGCUCGAUCAAUGUCUAGCUGCUAUGGAGAAUUACAAGCACUUAUUCGCAGUAAAGCACCCCGUGCUAUGUGGACAGAUUACAUCAUCCAUAGGGAAGAACUUGUAUCGAAGUCGAUGAGCUCUGAAUUGAACUUGAUAUUAGAACUUGUCAUAGACGUAGUAAACUACAUAAAAACUAGGCCUCUGAAAACCAGACUGUUCAAAAAACUAUGCAUGGACAUGGGAGCCGAACACACGGCCCUGCUAUACUACUGUAAUUCACUAUGGCUUUCACAUGGAAAUGUCUUACUCUGUGCAUUCGAUAUUCAUCAAGAAAUUCACACUUUUCUGCAAGAGGAAAAUCAUAAAAACUGCAGAUACUUUGCCGAACCAGACGUUUUGCAAGAAAUGAGAGUGGCAGUGUCAGGCCUUAUUCCAUGCUUUGAAAAAAUGUGAAGAUCACGAAGCUCACGUGUCAUAUUAACGUGACACUGAAUAUUUUAGUAUUUUUCUGUAAUAAUAAUAUAUUUUUAUGUGUCAAUUCUAAUAUAUAUACCUAUAUGAGCCUCGAAUUGUGGUAAGUGAGCCUCAGAUUGUACUUGUUUUCAUGCCUGUGCCUAGUGUCAUAAAAAAAAAUCUUUAAUAUCUUUUUUGUCGUUGUACAUAUAUUUCCGCUGGGUAGGGUGCCGCGACAAAAUAUUAAACCUGUAAGUGCACCCUAAACUGAAAAAUUUGGAAACCCCUGGCUUACAAGAAAGUCUCUGUUCUUUUUAUUAGUAAUUUGGAAGUUUAGAGUACCUGAUGUGUUAGCAGUACACAACUGUAUUUUACAACAUAUGUACGUAGUACUUGUGAUUUAAGGUUUGAGCUUAGUUCAUUUGUUGUGUUUACAUUUUGUUAUUUCAAAAGGUACUGGCAUCGACAGUCACAUUUCCUCCAGCCUGAGUCUGUAGACAUAACAGUGAGUUACUGGCUCUCAGUAAUACACUGUUUUUAAAACUAGAUACUCCUAGGAAUUAUAGUGUUGUUCCCAUAAACAUGCUUAGUAUUACUUAGACACUAAGUAACGAUUUAACAACUCUAUUUCAUUAGCAUUUUUACUCUUCUCAUGUUGGUUCAAGUAUGUUCGGCUUUCUUGAAACAAAACGCACAAUGAAAAAAAUGAUGUCACAUUUGGAGUAUCAUUUUAUCUUAAAAAUAGAGAGUAUCUGCAGGUCACAAAGGUCACAGAAAAAAGUAACGAAGCUGAAGGAAUGUUCCAAUAAAAGUAAUGGUGCUGGAAUUCACUGAAAUAGUAAUAUUUUGACUUACAGAAUAAAAUCAUUAAUAAUAAUGUUAAGAAUGGAACUAGGUACUCAUAAAAUUAAAAUAAAUUAGCAAAUAUUUGUGUGUUUGAAAAAGUACCAAUAUCAUUCAUGUAAAAACAUACUACUAAUAAGAGAUUUAAGAUCAACGUAAAAUAAUUUUUUUUGUUAUAAAAUUCAUGAUAAAUUAAUUAUAUUUAAUGAAUUUGCAUAUUAAAACAUUUUUGUGAUAUCAGUUAAUUUUUUUUUAUUUCUAAUACUUGAUUGAUUUUAUGUUUUUAGUUACUGUUCGGUGCUAUAUGGUGUAUUAACUUUCAUUUCAGUGUUAUAUAUUGUACUGAAAUGCUGAACGGUGUUAUUUUAGUUUUAUCACAACUCAACAUAAAAUCUUGUCUGUAUAUAUUGUAUGUAAAAUGGUACAAAAAUGUUGAAAGAAACUUUUAUUAAUGUACUGGAAAAGUCCUGAGUUUUGUUCAUGUAUCUGUUUUGUCAGUUUGCUCUUGUACACACAUUACGUGACAAGAUAGAUAUGCCAAGUAGUUUAUGCAGUGAAAUAGUUACAGCCCCAACAUUAGCCAGUUUGACAAAAAAACCUACUUUUUUUUUUGCGAGUAUGUAACUUGGCAACAUUGCAGUGUGUUAGUGUUUUUCUCUGGGUACUCCCACUUCCCCCACCCAUUCACUACGUCAAUGCUCCGUUCUCAUCAUACCUCAUUGUGGCAAAAUAUCUCAAGCCAGGUUAACCAUCUUUAACUUCCUGUUCCAAUCCCUUCUAAGAAAGUCUGGUUCUCCAAUUCCUUGAAUAACAUUGAUAGAACAAUGUCACAUGAUUUAAGGUACAGGGUUCGUAAUCAUCCUUGAUAUUAAUAAAAAGUCUUUAAUUGAAUAAGGGCUCUUAAAAGUGCUUAAAUUUCAUUAAGAAUACUUAAAAACUCAGGACAAUGUGUAAAUUUCGGGCCACAUGAUUGGAAGUUUUAUACAAAAAUUAAUUCAUUGUGCCUGUAUCAUCAUUAGUCAGUGCCACAUAUCUUGCUGUUUCGCUUUUCAUGUGUUUCACUUCAUCUCCCUUAUAUUUAACUGUCUUCAAUUAUUUUCUUUCUCCUAUUUAUUUUAUUCCCCAUUACUCCAUUACUCCUGAAACUUGUAACUAUUGAAUUUGGGGUUUAACAUUAUGCAGAGUGGCACCAAACAUCUUAUAGCAAUUCAUUUUCCAAGAUGUAUAGUGUUCUUAAUUCAUUGUGAAAAAGCAGUGUUUGUGGCUACUGACUUAAAAGCAAAUAUCAUGCUACAUAUCAAAAAACAUGGCUCUCUGCCAAAUGUGACAGCAGUGGAUGUGUAGUUUAUACAGUUAUUACUGUAGCUGUAUAUUACAUGAAUCACAUUAUUAUUAUUCUGACAAUGUUCUGCAUUUGAAACUUUGUUGCCAUUAUGCCUUAUAGUUUGUGCCAGUAUGAAAAUUGUAUGUUUUUUUUUUUUAACAUUUUUGACGUACCUCUUGUACUAGUCAUUUAGCAUUUUGUACAUACAGUAUAUCAUUGUCCUGCCCCGAUUUUAUUUUGUACAUAAUACAGUAUGUUUAAAAUUUAUAUGUUUAAAUUUUCUAACCAAAAAAUUAUACAUAGAAAAAUGUAUCCCUUGUGCUGUGAUAGAAAAAUCUAUUUAAAUUUCUAUAUUGCAUUAAGAAUACUUACUUAACUUAUUAACAUAUGUAUAGGAGCUGUAUAAGUUUAAUGACAAAUUAUGUAUUAUUUAUUCAUGUAUUUACUUCCCCCAUAUUUUGAAGUUAUAAUUAGAUGAAUGAAGGUCUUAUUGCAGUAAAACGGUGCAGGCCAGACAUCUUGCUAGCUGGGUAGUUGAAACACGUAUUUCGGAGUGGACCGCCAGAGCCAAGUACAUAUUGGGUAGGGAAUCGAAUAGUGCUGAUUUUGCACGAAUUAAUAAUUGUAAUGAUGCUGAUGCAUGUAUCCCAUGAUAGGCAUGCCUCCUUAAUAUACUUUAAAAAUACUUUAUUUGUCUUUAAUUGAAUAAGGGCCCUUAAAAGACCUUAAAUUUCACCAAGAAUCCUUAAAAUAAACUACUUAAUAAAGACUGAUAGCUUGUAAGUAACGGAUAAAUGAGGGUAUUGGAAAGUUUUAAUUGGUUCUGAUGUGGCAGCAAACAAUGUGUCGCACAUACGCAGUACAAUUGGCGAAUUUCGGGCCAUGUGACAGGAUUUUAUGUAUAAAAGAUGUUUAUUUUAUUUAUUUAUUUAUUUAUUUAUUUAUUUUUUGUAUUUUGUAUCUCACCUUGAAAACUAAAAAGGUGUUUUUGCGGUCUUAAUUUGAAUUUAUAAAGUAAAUGUAAUGAGUGACCAAAUUAAACGUUAGGACUACAAAUUUCACAUAGACAGUGUGCUUGGGUUAGAUAUGGGUUCCAAAGAUCAUUCUGGACAAUAGGGGCAUAUCUGUAAGAGUUGACUAAUCAAAGACUUUUUUUUUUCUGCACUAACUAUUAUAAUUGUUAUUUCCUUAAGGUAUUUUGUGAUAUUACAAAUAAAAGUUCUACCUCUUGGCGAAGGCGAUGAAGUAAAUGGGUCCUUAAAAAUACUUAAUUUUUUUUUUACACAAUAGAUUACGAAUCAUGUAUCCACAUCUCUUAUUUAGCACUACUUUCCCUUCCGUUCCUCUUACUCUCGCGCUCCUGACUCUCGCAAACAUUUGGGAUGCACUAUAGCAAGGCUGUAAGGCAGAUCAAGUAAUUGAUUGGGGAGAGACAAAGAAUAGAAAGGAGAGGGCAGGAAAGUAGUGGAUAUGUAGAGGAAUAUGUUGUUACAAGUGGGGAAAAUGGGUUCACAAAGAUAGCCCAAUUAAUUUUUGUACAGUUUUAUUUACUACUAAUUUAAAUUAUUAAUCAAAUCACCACACUUAAUGUUUAUUCACAGAUCACUCACACUUAAAAAUGUCUGUUCAUUAAUCACUUAAGUACCUGUCAAGUCCACAGUUCACACUCCUCACUGGAGCUAGGCUCAACAGUGGUUCGUCCCUUACUUCGCAUUUGUCCACGCAUAAUCUCGCGCCACUCAGUCGCACUCGCACAGUCCCAUCGCUCCGCGUCAAGCCUCUCGCAAAAGGGGGGGGGGGGGAUCUCAUCCUCCUUGCCGAAGCACACUUCACUCAACUUGCACUUUCGGAACUCUCGGAACGCCUGGCAUUGCUGCUUUUAUAUCCUUGGUAGUCUUUCUGGAACCAACUGGAAUGAUUGUGACAUGUCUCAUCAUCCUGGGCCGACCCGGUGCUCGAAGCAUCCAGAAUAAUGACUUAUUCAUGCCACUCCGCAUGGAAUUCCCAGGCCGCCAUGCUGAUAGAUAACAGCACAAAGGACGAAAAAGCAUGGUUGGGGGGGGGGGGGGGGAAGGUCGGGCUGCUGUAAUCCCCGAAGGAAUGGCAUGUGUGAUGAUAUCAGUGGCCAUGCUGGCGCCUUACACUGUCUCCUCCCUAAACCUUUUUUCCAGCAUAUUCUCUCAAUCGGUCAAAAUGUACCACUUUCAUUCGUCCUCUCUUUCCCCUCUGGAUGCGAUAGACCACAUCAUUUAUCCAUUUCAUCAGUUCAUAAGGGCCUUCCCAUGCCACUUGAAACUUAGGGCACCUGCCCUUCCUUCGCUGCGGAUUGUACAGUCACACCAAAUCACCUUACUGAUAACCAGUCGAGUUAGCCUUCCAGUCAUAUCUCAUCUUCAUUCGGUUGGUCGGUAAUUGGAGGUUCUUGCGAGCUUGAUUGUGAAUGAGUACCAUACUCUCCUCCAGAUUAUUGACAUAGUCAGUGGUGCUGGUCCGCUCUUGGCAAGGACGACUGAACUUGUCACAAGGCAGCCUCAACUCCUGUUCAAACACAAUACUCGCAGUGGUCUGUCCAGUGGAGUCAUGGAUGGCAACCCUAUAUGCCAUCAGGAAUAACUGGAUAUGUUGAUCCCAAUCCUGUUGAUGAUCGGCCACAACCUUGACAAGGUGUUCCUCCAGAGUUCUGUUGAACCUCUCUACCAUGUCAUCGGACUGAGGACUUAGGGCUGUAGUCCUGGUUUUAUCUAUUCCCAGCAACCAAUACAUCUCCUGAAAAACUGUAGACUUUAAAUUGCGGCCUUGGUCUGAGUGGAGUUCCGUUGGUACCCCAAAGCUGCAAAUGAAGUUGUUGACAAGUGCAUCCACAAUGGUAGUGGCUUCUUGGUUAGAAAGUGCGUAAGCCUCUGACCACUUACUGAAGUAAUCCAUUGCUACUAGAAUAUAUCAGUUACCAUCUGUUAUCUUGGGAAAUGGUCCAGCGAUGUUGAUGGCUAUCCUCUCAAAGGGAGCUUCCAAAUUGUAAGCUCUCAUUUUCCCAAAAUUCCGGUUGUGGCCCUUAUCUAGCUGGGCAUGCUUCACAUUGUCUACACCAAGCCUCCACAUCCUGGCGACACUUCACCGAUCUUGGCUGGAGUUUUGUUCACCCCUAGGUGAACACCAGAGGUACCAUCAUGGAUUUCCUUCAACACAUCUGCUACUAGACUCUUCGGAAGGAGUAGUUGCAUGUUAACUACUUUUUCCAUUUGGACUCUCCCAUGCCCUCAUUAGCAACUCAUUCACCAUCCUUAAGGCAUCCCACAUGUUCAGUAAGCUUUUACAGCCUUUCGGUCAUUAGAUAUUUCAUGCCAUUAUGAAUGUCCCAUAUCAUUCUCUAGCCAGCUUAUAAUGGGUCCCAGGUCAGAGUCUUGUUGCUGUGCUGUUCCAAGCUAGCAUUACCCCAUUUUAUCUUCACCAUUGGUUAUGUUCUUCGCCAAACGCCUUCGAUUCCCUUAUUUUCAUCUGCCGUUUUGCAAUGGUUAUAGUCUACCUUGCAAGGUCUUAGGGAGAGAGCAUGGCAUUGUUGUGAAUUCAGCUUGUCCUGUGUUCUAUCCGACAUUCAUACUGGUGUAUCUGUUCAAUCCACCGAGCAAGUAGUCCCUCUAGAUUCGUGAAUUGUAGCAGUGACUUAAGUGCGGCAUGGUCAGUGUGUAAAUGGAAUUUUCUCCCAUAUGAAUAUUUGUGGAAAUGUUGCAGAGACUUCACUUCAGCCAGGAGUUCCCUUCUUGUGACACAAUAGUUGCAUUUAGACUUGGACAAAAUUUUACUGUAGUAUGCUAUUACUCGUUAAUUUCCAUCUUGAACCUGGGAAAGUACAGCUCCCAACCCAUCUCCACUUGCAUCUGUGCCGAGUAUAUACUCUCCAUGUUGAUGGGGGUAGGCAAGUAUGGGGCUAGUACAUAGGGAUUCCUUGGGGUCUUGAAAGGCAGUUUCACAUGCAGAAGUCCAUAGAAAUUUUCUCUUGUCCUCAGUCAGGUGAUGCAGUGGUUGUGUGACUGCUGAAAACCCAUGCACAAAGUGCCCAUAGUAGGCACAGAUUCCCAAGAAACUCCUUACUUCAUGCUUAUCGUAGGUUGAGACCACUCCUUAACAGACCAGAUCUUCUGGGGGGGGGGGGGGGGGCCAGGC